This is a messenger RNA of Rotaria sp. Silwood1, 846 nucleotides long. NCBI's taxonomy places the organism in Eukaryota, Metazoa, Rotifera, Eurotatoria, Philodinida, Philodinidae. The record is from the annotation of a GenBank genome assembly.
AUGUCGACAUCGAUGGAAGAUCGACAUUUCGAUACAUUUCUCUUACGGAAUACGACACUCAGUGAGAUUCCAUCGAAUGUGUUUGCUAAUUUCACUUUCUUAAUCCUCCAAUUUGAACAUAAUCCAUAUUUAUCAACAAUUCAUUCCGAUGCUUUUAUCAACACCAAUGACUAUGUACGUGUAUUUGAAACAUCCAACACAAAUUUAUCCGAAACAAUAUUUGCUUCUGUUAUCAGUAACUUUGCCAAUCUUCUGAAAAUAACUAUGUUGAAUGAUAGUGUGCAAAGAAUUCCUUCGAAUGUCUUUUGUCAAUCUACAUUACAACAACUAUGGUUUGGAAUUCAUGGUAUUGCUACCCAACCAUUAAAAUCAGUCGAUUCCUAUGCAUUUUAUUAUUUACCUUCAUUGCAAUUUCUGCGCAUCUUUAGUGAUGAUCUGAGUCAGUUUAAUAAAGAGUCAUUUGCAUUGAGAACAUCUUGUGAUAACGAAUGUGGGCUAUUAGAAAUUCAUCUUGGUGGGCGACAAUUAUCAUCUAAUAGUUUUCCACUCACGUCACUGACGCUAUUUGGUGGUCGAUCGGUAUUUAUACGAUUUUAUCAAACACCAAAUUUGAAAUAUUUGGAUGAAGCUAUUUUUAAACCAUACUUAGAAUCGGACGGGUCAAAGCCAAUUCUAGAUGUUGCUCAUUCCGGUAGUUUUAUAUGGGGAACAGAAGAGAGCUGUCCUUGCGAAAUGGCAUGGAUUCAACGAGAUUAUUUUCAUUCAGGUGAUCCAAUGCUAAUCGAUAAUAGAGUUUACGGAUAUCCAUGUUGGACCUACAAUUUUAGUUCGUGUAAAAAUAUUUGA